AUGGAUGCCUCUCACGAGAAUGACAGCAUCCCAUCUGAGAACAAUGGACAAACCUCGAUGCUGGGCAGCUGGGUGGAUGUUGAAGAUAUAGAGGACCUCGAUCUUAACUCUGUCAAGAGCAAUGCAGAUUCAGAGCCAGAUCCUGCUGGUCAAGUUGAUGAAUGGCUGGAUGUUUUUGGUUAUGGCCAACUAAAGAAAAAAGUCUUGGAGGCAGGGCAAGGCAGUCCGCCACAGAAAGGACAGCAUGUUGUGAUUAAUCUAAAGACCUCCCUGAAGAAUGGGACACUGGUAAAUCAGAAGACAAAUGUUGCUUUCACUUUAGGAGAUGGUGACAUCAUCCAAGCUCUGGAUCUUAUAGUGCCGUUCAUGGAAAUGGGAGAGAAGGCUCUCAUCCAGACAGAUGCAACAUAUGCAUAUGGCAUCCAUGGCAGUCAUGAACCUGAGGUUCCCCCUAAUGCUGAGCUGUCCCUAGAAGUGGAGCUACUGGAGGUCAUGGAUGCGCUGGACCUGGAGCUGCUGCUACCCACUGAAAAAUCAGCGCUCGUAAGGCUUAAGAGAGAAAGAGGCAACGUCCAUUAUCAGCGCAAGGACUAUGCGUUUGCAGUCAACUCUUACACCAUUGCUCUGCAGAUAACGGAGUCUAAUUCCAACACUGACAUAAGUCCAGAUGAGGAGAAGGAGCUGGUGGACGAGAAAGUGAAGUGCUUGAACAACAUGGCUGCCUCUCAGCUGAAAAUGAAACACUAUGAUCAAGCCCUUCAAUCAAGCAUCUCCAUUUUGGCUCAUCAGCCAGAUAAUGUAAAGGCCCUUUACCGCAUUGGCAAGGUAUUAACCUUCCAAGGUGAGUACAGUGAAGCCAUUCAAAGUUUGAAAAGGGCGCUAAAGUUGGAACCAGAGAACAAGACUAUCAAAGCAGAGCUCUCCAAACUAGUGAAGAUGCACUUGGAGCAGAGAGAAGACGAGAAGGCUGUGGAUAUGAAGUUGCUGGAUAACCCCACUACUAGAAACUGCAGCACACAGACAGGUGCAGACAUGUCAUCGACGGGUGUCAGCUGGAAGUGGGUGUUCGCUGCCACAGUCGUAGUUUUUGGUAGUAUAGCAAUUUCUGUUUUCAUAUCUACAAGAAAGUAAACCUAGUCUGUUGUGAUGGCCUGACCCUGUUAUUUGAGAACUUACACUGACUUCUUCCAUUUCGUAAAGGCGGGGCAGAUGAUGGUUUCUUUAUGCCUCUCUUUCCUAUUUUAGAUAAAUGUGACACCACUGACUCUGUGGCUUCUUCAGUGUUAGUCUCAGUUAGUCUGACAGAGACAAAACUGUAA
Messenger RNA from Solea senegalensis (Senegalese sole), 1319 nucleotides. RefSeq names its product peptidyl-prolyl cis-trans isomerase FKBP8-like. Lineage: Eukaryota; Metazoa; Chordata; Actinopteri; Pleuronectiformes; Soleidae. Gene Ontology annotation, molecular function: protein binding; peptidyl-prolyl cis-trans isomerase activity. The coding region runs from base 1 to 1131 and encodes 376 amino acids. The record is from RefSeq and is a predicted model, not a curated record. The transcript has a single exon.